Messenger RNA from Punctularia strigosozonata HHB-11173 SS5, 1467 nucleotides. RefSeq names its product chitin synthase export chaperone. Gene Ontology annotation, biological process: protein folding. The coding region runs from base 144 to 1169 and encodes 341 amino acids. Gene Ontology annotation, cellular component: endoplasmic reticulum membrane. The record is from RefSeq and is a predicted model, not a curated record. The transcript is spliced from 6 exons. NCBI's taxonomy places the organism in Eukaryota, Fungi, Basidiomycota, Agaricomycetes, Corticiales, Punctulariaceae.
GUCGUCCACGCCGUCGCCGCCGUUGCCCGUGCAUCGCGACCUCCGGUUCCACCCUCCGUCUCACCGCACAACUCAUCCAGCUUGACGUCUCUCGCUUUUAUCUCUUCUCUCUUGUCAGCUGGCGAUUACUGCGACCGCCGAGCAUGGGUAUUCAGUUCGGUUCAUUCGACAGCAUCUGCGAGACCGCCGCGCUCGUCAUCUGCCCUCUCGUCGGCUCAGCACAAGGCAUUGAGCCUACGUGCUACAGCAGGAAUGUGGACAUUGCGGGCACGCUCAUAUUUCAGCCUUCAACAUGUUUCGUCCACAUCGUCGCCAUAAUAAUGACCGUCAUAAUGAUAUACCACAUCCGUAGUAAAUAUACCGCCGUCGGACGAAGAGAGAUCGUCAUGUUCUUUUACCUCUACGCUAUCAUUGAGCUUCUCGCAAUAUUCCUCGAUUCCAACAUCAUACCCACAGCCAAUGCCAGCUAUCCGUGGUUCGCUGCAGUAUACACUGGCCUGGUAGCAGCAGCGUACUGCUGCCUUCUCAUCAACGGUUUCGUGGGCUUCCAAUUCGCAGAAGAUGGCACGCCGCUCUCGCUCUGGCUGCUCCGCAUCUCCUGCCUGGUCGUCUUCGGCGUCUCGUUCUUCCUCGCCAUCGCGACCUUCAAAGGCUUCGCCGGCUUCAGCUUCUCCAAGCCGAUCGCGCUCUGGAUCGUCUACAUCCUCUGGCCGCUCAUCUGCGCCGUCAUCUACACCGUCUCCCAGCUCGUGCUCGUCUUCCGCACGCUCGACGACCGCUGGCCGAUCGGCGACAUCGUCUUCGGCGCCGCGUUCUUCACCAUCGCCCAGAUCCUCCUCUUCGCGUUCAGCGCCACGAUCUGCGACGCGAUCAAGCACUACAUCGACGGCCUGUUCUUCUUCCACCUCUGCAUGCUCCUCAGCGUCAUGAUGGUGUACAAGUACUGGGACAGUAUCACGAAAGAGGAUCUGGAGUUCUCCGUCGGCUCGAAGCAGGCGGUGUGGGAGGUCAAGGACCCGCUCCUCGCGGACUACCCCGAAGACGACGUGCAGAGCAACUACUACGCCGGCGCACCCGCGAGCAUCGUGGGCGGCGGCAACGGGCAGCAGAUGUAUGGCAAGGCGGGGUACGGUGGGCGAGGGUACCCGCCGAGCUCGGAGAGGUACUGAUCGUCGUCGUCGUCGUCGGUCGUAUCAUGAGAUACCGGACUUUUUCGUCGGCAAGGACGCUGUAUCAUCCCUUUGGUCGUAGCUACUACUUGAUCUCUCUUCAACACGUACGCCGAUCUGGACCCGCUUGAUUAUCGUGCUCGGUAGUGUUGACCUGGCAUUUCGGUUUCACGCGGAGCGAGGGAUCCGCGAGCAACGUCAAUAACACUGACCAUAGUGAUACAUCGUAGUUGACACAGAUCGCGAGCACAUGCAUAAGACUCAUCGGCCUCGUAGGCGCACAAGAAAUGUGAUACUG